AUGCAAGAUAACCUCUUUUAUACAGUUCCACCUGGCGCAAUUGAGGCCUACAUGAAAGAAAUUGAAUCUCAUUUGCUUCAGUCUGAGGGAUCCACAUUUGACCACCGAUGGCAACUUGAUUCUAAUUUUCAAAGUGCCCAGAAGGAUCACUCAAGAAGGAGACUGGAUGCACAUCAGUUUGAUUCAAAUGGAAGCAGUUUGGCGUCUCAAAUGAGUAAUAUGUCCAAUCCAAAUAAGAUCAUGAAAUUACUAGUGCGUGAUUGUGAUCGUGGAAGGAAAGCCAAAGCAUUUAAGACCCCUAUUGGGCAGCCAGGGUCAGGAAGUCCAUGGUCGUUAUCUGAAGACCAGGCACUUGUUGUGUUGGUUCAUGAUAUGGGUCCAAACUGGGAGUUUAUAAUCAAUCCCAUACCAUAUUUCAAGUUAUUCAUUGAUUGGCUGCCUGACCUUAGUACCCUUGAUCCGGUUUUUGAAGGUGCAAACUUUCAGGUUCUGACAGCUCUAGCAACCUCCUUCCAUGCCCUGCAGCCUCUCAAAGUUCCUGCAUUUAGGUUAUUCUCUUAGGAAGGAAAUUGUCAAAGGAGAUUGUCAAAGAAGAAUUUAGUCAUGG
Lactuca virosa is the source of this 607-nucleotide messenger RNA. NCBI's taxonomy places the organism in Eukaryota, Viridiplantae, Streptophyta, Magnoliopsida, Asterales, Asteraceae. The record is from the annotation of a GenBank genome assembly.